AUGCAUUUUUCUAUAAUCUUCCUGUCCUUGAUAUCCUUGGCCGUGGCUUCAACCCCUGUCCGCCACGUAACCGAUGCAGCAAGAAUUCCAGAUCGAUACAUCAUUCGGGCAUCAGAGAACACAAAUCUGGAUGCCCUAGAAUCGGAAAUCCUCUCACGGCCGGGGGCUACUAUCUUUAAACGCUUCGAGCACAGGUUCUUUAGGGGGUUGAGUGUUGUGUCGAGGUCUGAGAGCAUAUCAUCCCUCUCAGAAAUCGACGGCGUGGACAAGGCGUGGCAAGCGGGGAGAGUUAUCCUUGACGUUCCCGAAAUAAGCUCAACAUCGAGGACCACGGAGGAUCAACCUGAUGUGGAUGAAGUACCUCCUGCAUCGAGUUACAGUAUCCACAGCUUUACUGGUGUCGAUAAAAUUCACGCAGGAGGAAACUUCGGUCAAGGAGCCAAGGUUGCUGUCAUUGACACUGGAAUCUAUUACAAGCAUCCGGCUCUUGGAGGUGGCUACGGUCCCGGGUUUAAGGUUGCCGGGGGUUACGAUCUUGUUGGCGGAGGAUAUCCUACGGCUCCUAUUAAUCCAGAUAACGAUCCUUAUCCCGAGACAAGAGAUCCCCAGCUAUAUCAGAAUGACCAUGGAACACAUGUCGCUGGGAUCAUUGCCGGAAAAUCGGAAUGGUUCACUGGUGUGGCUCCCGAAGCGACACUCCUUGCAUAUAAAGUGUUCGGUCAUACAAAUGCCGGAGAUGAAGAGGUCUUUAUUGACGCCUUCCUCAAGGCUUAUGACGACGGUGCCGACAUCAUCUCUGCCAGCAUUGGUUCACCGGGCGGUUUCAGUGACAACGCCUGGGCGACGGUAGCAUCCUCCCUCGUGGACCAAGGAAUAGUUGUCAUCGUAGCGGCAGGGAAUAAUGGCCGUAGUGGACCAUUUUUCACCGAUACGGGGGCCUCGGGCAAGAACGUUGUGGCGGUCGGAGCUAUCGAAGCUCCCCACAAGCCGGGCGACUUCCAUGUUACCGCCAAGUUCCGGAAGGAUUCCGGUGUGAUGAAGGAAGUUAUCAUGCCAAUGAUGACCAACUCCAACCCUGCACUCUUCUCACAAGCAAACGGUUUCCCUAUUUGGUCUCUCGCACGAGGCUUCACGGCCUGCCACGAGCUUCCUUCAGAUCUUCCGAACCUUGAAGAAGUUGUCGUCCUCGUAUCGCAAGCAGACUGCCCUUAUAGUACCAAGGUCCGAAAUCUUUCUGAAAGGAAUGCUCGCUAUGUCUUAUUCUAUAAUGACAAGAAAGUGCUCCACCCUCCCGAUGAGUUCUAUCCUGGCAUCGAGCAGCCCUUCUAUUCAGGUAUCAUUGAGCAAAGUGCCAGCGACGCCAUCUUCCGCGCCCUGGAAAAUGACCAUACGGUAACCGUGAAAAUGUCCCGACGCCAUGCCGAACACCCCUUGAAUCUCGUCGAUCCUUAUGGUGGGAAACCGACCUACUUUACCAAUUGGGGAUCGCUGUACGACCUCGACGUCAAGCCCUCUGUUGCCGGUUACGGCGGCCAUAUCUGGAGCACUGCAUUUGAUUGGCCUGGUCAAGGUGAUUUCGUCCCCAACUGGAAAUGCUUCGGGGGUACUUCGUUUGCCACUCCCUAUGUUGCUGGUGUGGCUGCUCUUUGGAUUAGUCGCUAUGGCGGUCGUGAUAAGCAUGGUCCCGGAUUUGCCAAGGAGCUUGCUAACCGUAUCAUUUCGAGCGGUCGGACGGUCACCUGGGGUCUUCCAGUCCAGGAUGAUGACGUGGAAAAUCUAUAUGUCCCUCCUACAGAUGCCCUUGCUCCUGUCACGCAAAUCGGUUCUGGUCUCAUUGAUGCUUGGAAAGUUCUUACAUACACUACAUCUCUCAACUUUGAGACGUUUGCCCUCAAUGAUACGGCCCACUUUAAGCCAACCCACUCACUUCAGAUUAAGAAUGGUGGAAAGGAAGCUGUCACUUAUUCUUUUGGUCACCAGCCUUUGACAGCCUACGAGGCAAGGGGGCCUGAGGGGCUCUUUAUUGCAGGAUACAAUCAACUGAAGACGAUUGACCUCGAGGUGGGUGUUCAGCUGCCUGCGAAUAUUACGAUUGAGCCGGGAGAGAUGGCCACUGUCAACUUCACAUUUACCCGCCCUGUGUAUGAAGAUGAGUUUCGGAUGCCUUGCUACAGUGGCAAGAUUCUCGUGAGAAGUUCCAUAGACGAGGAACUCUCAGUACCAUAUUUUGGGGUCGCAUUCGAUCUCAAAGAGCAAUUCCCUCUGAUGUUUGUUCCUGGUACCCCAGUUGUCGAGUCUCUGGGUGCCAUUUCCAACUACACGUUUGAGUGGUUCGACCAGAACUACACCACCCCACAACUCGCUGUCGAGAUGCUCUACGGAACUCGAGAAUUCCGGUUCGAUUUCUUCGAAUCUGGAUGGGCAGAAAAUUCUUGGGUCUAUCCACCCGUAGUCGGUAAAGCUGGAUUCAUCGGCUCUGCUGUAGAUAUCUGGGAGGUCCUCACCCGACAGAGUCCUAGCCAUCGUUUCAAAUUCCCUCUGACCUAUUAUGCACGCUCGCCUACCCGUGCGGUGGAGGACUUCACUUCGCGAUUUUUUGCGUGGCAAGGCGAGCUCUCAGACGGAUCCUGGAUCCAGCCGAGGACUUACGUCGUGAGAUUGGCGGCGUUGAAGCCGUUUGGAAACCCAGCAAAGGGCGAAGAUUGGGAUGUGUGGAAUGCGCCUGAGAUUACAGUUAAGUAUGCCGAGAGUGCUGAGUAG
Molecule: messenger RNA, 2760 nt
Organism: Scedosporium apiospermum
Lineage: Eukaryota; Fungi; Ascomycota; Sordariomycetes; Microascales; Microascaceae
Exons: 6
Coding region: 1-2760 (919 amino acids)
Biological process (GO): proteolysis
Cellular component (GO): membrane; cell wall; cytosol
Molecular function (GO): tripeptidyl-peptidase activity; serine-type endopeptidase activity
Source: RefSeq, a predicted model, not a curated record